GGACCUCGGCCCUGCGCUGGGAUGACCCCAGGCAGGUUGGGAGAACCUUGAAGAAUGGAAAUGGGGUGUCCUCAAUCAAGGGUCAUUUCUUGGCAUUUCACUGGAUGUGACCUAAACCUGCAAUGAUUUGUUCACCUAUUUGGAGUUUGACAGGUUGAUGAUAUCUGGUUGGAGGUCAAAGUGAAAAAAAGGAAGGAAGGAAGGAGAAAGGAAGGAAGGAAAGGAAAGGAAAGGAAGCCCUUCUUUGUGAUGAAGAGGAAACAGGGAAUGCAUUGGUUGGCUUUUCCAAAUUCUUGAUGGAAGUCAGUCCCAUAUUUUGCACCAGAUACAAACACACACAAACACACAAUACAGGACGCAUUUGCUCAAAGCCACUUAAGUUCUAUUUCAGUAAAGUACUUAUUCCUUCCAUGGGGGUAAGUAUUGUUCAAUGGUUAAAAUUCUCCACUCUCUAAUUGUUGGAAUUUCUUUUCUUUUUGCCUUCUCAGAUAAUGUAAACUGGAAGCUGUUUGUUUGCCUUCAUGAGUCGAAAUUAACUCUUGGGGAAAGAAUUGGGCAGAAUAAUGUGCUGUGGUCAGGGUCCUAUGAAUGAAAAGGCAUUUGGAGAUCCACAAGAUUCUUGGGGCUUAGUUGGAGUUGCCUUACAGGACAGAGACAGAAUGGAGACAUGGUUUUUACCAAGCAAGGGAACUGGAAAAGGCCCUUCUGCUGUUCAGCCUGGAUACCAUGGGGAGAUGUGGGCAAGGUCUGGGCAGGAGAUCCUGGAGGAAGGAACCAUCAUUUAUUCAGAGGUUCAACCCUGCGGUUUCAGGAGCCUCCAAUACCAGGAGGCUAAGGGUCCCCGAGGACUUUGCAGCCGACUCCAUGACUUUUGUAGGCGAUGGCUGAGACCGGAAAAGCACACCAAAGCCCAGAUGCUGGAUCUGGUUGUUCUGGAGCAGCUCUUGGCCCUUCUUCCCCUGCCGAUGAAGAGCUGGGUGCAGGAGUGUGGAGCAGAGACCAGCUCCCAGGCGGUGGCCCUGGCAGAAGGCUUCCUCCUGAGCCAGGCGGAGGAGCAGAAGGAGCAGGUCGAGUUGCAGUCCUUCACUGGGGAGAUCAGAAAUCCUGAGAGAAAUAAUACAUCAGAUCCCCCACAAGAGCCAUUUUUUUGGAGGAACUCUGAGGAAGCUCCAAGUCAGGACCCCUCAGGAGAUUGA
Notechis scutatus (mainland tiger snake) is the source of this 1196-nucleotide messenger RNA. Lineage: Eukaryota; Metazoa; Chordata; Lepidosauria; Squamata; Elapidae. The record is from RefSeq and is a predicted model, not a curated record.